Molecule: messenger RNA, 1437 nt
Organism: Impatiens glandulifera
Lineage: Eukaryota; Viridiplantae; Streptophyta; Magnoliopsida; Ericales; Balsaminaceae
Product: cytochrome P450 90D2
Exons: 8
Coding region: 1-1437 (478 amino acids)
Biological process (GO): brassinosteroid homeostasis; sterol metabolic process; brassinosteroid biosynthetic process
Molecular function (GO): oxidoreductase activity, acting on paired donors, with incorporation or reduction of molecular oxygen, NAD(P)H as one donor, and incorporation of one atom of oxygen; heme binding; iron ion binding
Source: RefSeq, a predicted model, not a curated record
AUGUUAUUAUCAAUCUUAACUUUGUCUGCCACAAUCUUCUUAAUAAUCAUCAUCAUCAUCAGAUCAUCAACUACAAUAAGAAGAAGCAGACUUCCUUUGGGAAACCUGGGAUGGCCAUUCAUAGGAGAAACCAUACAUUUCAUCUCCUCCGCUUACUCCGACCACCCUGAAUCCUUCAUGGAAAAACGCCGCCUUCUGUAUGGGAAUGUGUUCAUGUCACAUUUAUUUGGAACUAGGACAAUAGUUUCAACAGAUGCAGAAGUGAACAAAGUUGUGUUACAAAGUGAACACAAGGCAUUCGUUCCUUUUUACCCAAAAUCACUUACUGAGCUCAUGGGAAAUUCAUCCAUUCUCCUCAUCAAUGGAACCUUGCACAGAAGAAUCCACGGUCUCAUCGGUUCUUUCUUCAAGUCCUCCAAUGUUAGAGCUCAGAUUACCACCCACAUGGAGAAGUUGAUUAAACAAUCCAUCAGCACUUGGUCUGAUGGCCAACUUCUAUACAUCCAAGACCAAGCCAAACAAAUUACUUUCCAAGUGCUUGUGAGGACUUUAAUAGGUUUGGAUCCAGGUGAAGAAAUGGAGUUUCUAAGGAAACAAUUUCAAGAAUUCAUAGCUGGUCUCAUGUCUUUGCCUGUUAAAUUCCCUGGAAGCAGGCUUUAUAAGUCUUUAAAGGCUAAGAAGAAAAUGGUGGAGAUGUUGCAUGAAAUAAUCAAAGUGAAGAGGAGUAGGAGAAAAGAAGAAGUUGUUGUUCCUGGAGACAUAAUGGAUGUUUUUCUUAGCGACCAAUUAUUAAUAUCGGACGAGAUGAUAGCAGAUAACAUGAUUGAUUUCAUGAUUCCAGGCGAGGAUUCUGUGCCACUUCUUAUUACCCUCGCAAUUAAGUACCUUUCUGAUUGUCCAACUGCUCUUCAACAAUUAAAGGAAGAGAACAUGAAAUUAAAGAGAAGCAAAGAAGAGGCUGGAGAGCCACUAUGUUGGACUGAUUACUUAUCCCUUAGAUUCACUCAAAUGGUGAUUUGUGAGACUCUUAGGAUGGGAAAUAUCAUAGUUGGAGUGAUGAGGAAAGCGACUAGAGAUGUCGAGAUAAAAGGGUAUUUGAUCCCUAAAGGAUGUUGCGUUUUCACAUACUUUAGAUCAGUUCAUCUUGAUCAUACCCAUUAUCACUCACCUUACAGAUUUAAUCCUUGGAGGUGGCAAGAUCAUAAAGACAUUUCUAAUGCAAAUAUUAGCUUUACUCCCUUUGGUGCUGGCCAAAGACUCUGUCCUGGCCUUGAUUUGGCCAGGCUGGAAACUUCCAUUUUUCUCUAUCAUUUUGUCACUCAAUUUAGGUGGGUGGCAGAGGCUGACUCCAUUGUGAACUUCCCUACAGUGAGGAUGAAGAGAAGAAUGCCAGUUCUGGUCACAAGAAGAGACCCAGCCCAAGACCUAGACAAAUAA